CAAUGCUCAUCGGCAGACCGACCAGACUUUGGCCUUGAAGAAGAGCAGCUAUGUUGAUAAUUAUGUAAAAACUUUUGUCUAAUUCUGAUGUAAUUUGCUGCUGCAAAGUGCAAAAAUGUAUUAUUUGAUAUGUGGUAUAGGCCUAGGUUGUAAUUUUGUAUAGUUCUAGUGUGUUGACUGCUGAGAUAAUUGAAAAAGAUUAUGAUUUCAAACUAUGCUCAAAUAAUGAGCUAAUGCUACUGGGGCCACUCGGCGUCACAGUAAUAAUAUCAAGGAAAAUGACCUUGACCUUUUAGUGCAUACUAUCAGAGACUAUAAUAUUGCUUCUCUAGAUCUCAGUAACAAUUUAAUCAAGUGUGAAAGCCUGAGAAUACUUGCUGAGUGUUUAGCUAAUACAGAAGUAAAAUCCAUUAAUUUAAGUUGUAUUAGUUUAGACACUGAUGUUAUGCACUGUCUUGCACAGGCCUUGAAAAAAUCACAAGUUUUAUCAGUUGAAUUUUGCCAUUCUUCUCUCAACAGUGAGAGCAUGAAAAUAUUGGCUACAUGUUUGGAGGAUACUAAAAUAACCUCUAUAAAUUUCAGUGGUAAUGACCUAAAUUAUGAUGCCAUCGCUUGUCUAGUUGCUGUUCUUCCAGGGACGGAGAUCACAUCAAUUGAUCUCAGUUAUACCACUUUGAAUAGCGUGUCAUUGUCUCUAUUAUCAUCAUGUUUGAAAGAUACAAAAAUUACCUCCAUCAAUUUAAGUAACAAUAACUUGGACUUUGAUGCUAUUGAAAGCCUAGCACUUGCUUUGCCAAAAGCACACAUAACUUCACUCAAUCUCAGUUAUACAUCUAUGCAUUGUGGAAGCUUGAUGAUAAUUGCAACAUGCUUGGCAGAAACACAAAUAGCCUCACUCAAUUUGAGUGGUAAUCUAUUCAGAUUUGAUGCAAUAAAUCAACUUGCGCAUGCAUUGCCAGGCACUGAAAUAACUUCAAUCAAUCUUAGUAGAACAAAUCUAGAUUUUGAAUGUUUGAAAGCAUUUUCAUCUUGCUUGAAGGAUACAAAAAUCACGUCUCUUUCUCUGAGAGGUAAUGCAUUUGGCAAUUCUGGUGUCAUAUUUCUAUCCAAUGCUCUUGAAAACACUAGCAUAACCUCUAUAGAUGUUGGUGAAAAUGAUCUAACUUGCACAGGUUUGAAAGUACUAGCAUCAUGUUUGAUCGGUAAAGAAAUAAGAUCUCUUGAUUUGAGUGAUAACAAAUUUGGAUAUGCAAGUAUAAAACAUCUUGCCUCCUGUCUGAAAGAAUGUGAAAUAGCAGAUUUGAAUCUCAGUAAUAGUUCUAUAGAAUGUAAUAGCCUGAAAAAUCUUGUACUAAGUUUGCCAGAUACAAAACUCAGAGCACUUGAUCUUAGUGGCAAUACUAUCUGCUGUAAUACGUUUUACUUAGCGGCUGUUCUCAAACAUACUCAAAUAACUAAACUUAAUCUAAGUAAUAAUAAAUUUGGUGAUCAUAGUCCAAUAAAUUUCCUUUUGCGUUUGAAGACCAUGAAUCAUUUUUCACUCAAUUUAAGCAGAGAGAAUAAUACCUGUUCAGUAAGUUUUUUCUACUUAGCAAGCAUUUUAAAGACAAGGGAUAUCAGGUUUCUGGAUCUCAGUAACACAGAUAUUGAUUAUGAUGAAUUGGAGUAUCUUUCCCGGGGACUAUGUGGCUCAUCGGUAGUUUCACUCAAUCUAAGUAAUAACAAGAUGAUUCACAAUAAUGCUCACUACUUGGCAAGGGUUUUAAAAUACACUAAAAUAUCGUCGUUAAACCUUACAAACACUGAUAUUGCUCGAGAUGAUUUCAGGUGUCUGGUUCAAGGCCUCCGGGGCUCGCCAGUUACAUCACUCAAUCUUUCUGACAAUCAGUUCUUAGAUGAUGAUUGCCUCAAAUAUCUGGCUAGGAAUCUUGAACGUACUAAAAUUAUUGAACUCGUCCUAUAUGGAAUGAAGAUUGAUCACAAAACAGCUGACAAUAUAUUGAUAAGCUUUGUACAAUGUGAAACAAAUGGUUGUGUAACAAUUGCUUUUGAUGAUUACGUCUUCCAUAGACGUGUGAACUUAUUUAGAUAUCCAGGUUGUGAGAUAGAAAUCAAUCAACCAUCGCUGCAUAAAGGAGUCGAUAAUUUGAUAUUAUUGAACAAGGGAUUUCAAAAGUCUGGAAUCACAAAACUAAUUAUUCACGACUGUAAUCAAUCGCCAGAAAUUCCACACUUGUUUGGAGCGUUUGAUAACAUCAACAUUAAAGAAAUAGAAUUGAAAAUGACCACGCUAGAUAAGUAUAUUGCCUCAAUGCUUCAAAAAACUAAAAUUGGCGAAUUGAAGGUGAAUAGUUUGGACUUGAGGAUUGCUGCUGAAACAAAACUAGAAUGCAUCUCAUUGAAAUUCGAAUGCAUGACCGGUCUGAAUGUAUUUGAUGCAAAGGCAGAGCCAGAACGCGAUGUGUCUGUUUGUCAUCGGCCUGUGUCCAAUAAUUGCACAGUUGAGGAUCAGAUGUGUCUAAAUAGAAGGCGAGCUGAAUCUCACCCAAAUCCACCACUGCAUUUCGAAAACGCAUUUUUCAGCGAAAUAAAGUCAUUCAUAAUAGCUUCAGGUAUUCUGUAUCUUGAUAUUAGAGAAAUUAAUAUGGGAUAUGAGGAAUUCAAACCUUUACCUGAAGCUUUGAAAUAUUCAAAAGUGAUAUCUUUGAAUUUGAGCAAUAACAAAAUAGGACCAAGAUGUAUUGAACUACUAGCUGAAGUCCUUCCUUCAACUGGAAUUGUUUAUAUUGACUUGGAAGGAAAUGAUAUUGGACUUACUGGAUUUGAAUCACUAAUGGGUGUGUUGAGAAAAACAAAUGUUUGUUGGCUUUCACUGGGUGGUAAUGGUAUUGAGAGAGUGCUGCCAAAUUAUAUACAACUGUCUCCAUUUAUUGUUCCCCGGAGUGAUAAUUUAAUUUCAUUUCAAAUAAGGUACUUAUUCAAUGAGUUGGUUUCCCUGAAUACUUCUAACAAUAGUUUUGAAUUCACUGUCCCUAAAAACCAUUCAAAUCCUCCUGUCAGUUCAAAACAUUAUUGCAUUCUGAUUAAGCAUUUACUGGAAACUCCAAGCUACAACAUUCAUAUUUAUGAUAUGAUUUAUAUGAAAAGUAAGGUACACAAUUUUAAUGUAAUGAAAAUAAUUGACAGUUUCAUAACAGAUAUCGAGAAUAGGUUUAUAAAUUUUAUUUUAGAACAUAUUGAACAUUUGAAACAGUUCUUUGGUGAUGAUAGUAAUUUAGAAAUUUUAAAAACAUUCGAAUAUCUAAUGCUUGAAAAUAUGGUUGGCAAGUUACUUUUGCAUAAGUCCUUGUUUUAUGUCAAUGACGAAGAAUAUAUUUUGCAUCCAUUUGUUUAUAAAAUGCUGCAUAAAUACGGUAUGUCACUUCUUAUUGAACCAGAUAAGAGAGAAAAAAUUAUAAGUUUCUUCGUUAAUAAUCCAGAAAUUGAUGGAGCUUACGAACUUGUGGAUUUGCUUAACUCAGACACAUUUGUAAGUCAUGGAGAUACAUCAGGUUGUAUAUAGCCUAACUACGAGCGAUUUGAGGCUGUAACAUAGUAAAAUCAAAUCCCGUAAAAUAUUUAGUUUGGAAUUCACUCAUGUUUAGUCAUUUAUAACCAUAAGAAUGAUUCUUUCUAUCCAAAGAAUCCUUCAUGGUAAUUUUCCGCAUUCUGAUUUGACAUUGGCAAACUGAUAGAAAUAUAAUAAUACAAGAAGCAUUGUUAGCAGGUGUGUCUGGAAAUCUAUAUGAGAUAGAGCGCUCUACCUGGUCUCAGGAUGUAUGAUUUUCAAUUAUACAUUUGAAUAUUGUGACAAUCGGAAGUUAUUGUUGAUUAAAAAUUGAAAUUCAUCAAAAUGAAUUUUUUCUUGAAAUUUUACUCAUUUUUGAAAAAUUUUAACUCAGUGCUCAUUGGAGAUAGAGAGCUCCAAAUCAUUUCAUCUUAUUCAGAAUUUUAUAAUCUAAAAAUAAAGCCUGAACAAAUUUUCUGUCAGAUGACUGGAUUUGGCGGAAAUAGCUGACACUAGAAAAUGAACCGAAAAUACGAGGUUUUUGCGCUACUCUAUAUUUAGCCCAAGGAAAUUUUGCACAUUGAAGAAUCAGAAUAAGAACUACUAUAUAUAAAUAUAAAUAUAUUGGAAGCACACUCCCUUUUUCAUGUCCAAUUGACUGUACUCAACUGUCACAUACAUUACGCGUCCCGUAGA
Molecule: messenger RNA, 4243 nt
Organism: Nilaparvata lugens (brown planthopper)
Lineage: Eukaryota; Metazoa; Arthropoda; Insecta; Hemiptera; Delphacidae
Exons: 2
Coding region: 446-3562 (1038 amino acids)
Molecular function (GO): protein binding
Source: RefSeq, a predicted model, not a curated record